Molecule: messenger RNA, 1532 nt
Organism: Diorhabda carinulata
Lineage: Eukaryota; Metazoa; Arthropoda; Insecta; Coleoptera; Chrysomelidae
Gene: Alg3
Product: lethal(2)neighbour of tid protein
Exons: 2
Coding region: 92-1516 (474 amino acids)
Cellular component (GO): endoplasmic reticulum
Molecular function (GO): dol-P-Man:Man(5)GlcNAc(2)-PP-Dol alpha-1,3-mannosyltransferase activity
Source: RefSeq, a predicted model, not a curated record
GCGAGUUGCAUUGUAUCAAAAAAGAAGAUAUUUAGGUUAUCUUCCAAAAUUUAUCAUACGAUUUCAAUAAACAGUAUGUUCGAAACUUGAGAUGGUUCCAACUACUAAAAAUAAAAAAGCUCAAAGCAAAUCCCAAAAAUCAGGAACCAUCAUGUUACAACUUCAAAAAUUUGUACAAAAAGAUUAUCUAUUAAAAAUUGUUUUUGAUCCACAUUACCUAUGGCCAGUCUGUUUAAUUUUGUUAAUUUUUGAAACAAUACUGAAUAUAUUUAUUAUCCAAUGUGUGAAAUACACGGAGAUCGAUUGGAUUGCCUAUAUGCAAGAAGUUGAAGGAUUUUUAAAUGGAACAUUGGACUAUAAAGAUUUGAAAGGUGAUACAGGACCUUUGGUAUACCCAGCUGGUUUUGUAUACAUUUAUACCAUACUCUAUUACUUAACUUCGAAAGGUACAAAUAUUUUAUUAGCUCAAUACAUUUUUUUAGGUUUUUAUUUGAUACAAACCUAUUUAGUACAAAGGAUAUUUAGAAAAACUAUGAAAUUACCACCUUAUGCCUUGAUUAUUACAACUUUGACAUCAUAUAGGAUUCAUUCUAUAUUCAUUUUAAGACUUUUCAAUGAUCCCGUAGCAGUUUUAUUGUUUUACAUAAGUUUAAACUUAUUCAUAGAUAACAAAUGGUUACUCGGUAGUAUAUUUUAUUCAUUAGCAGUUUCUGUAAAAAUGAAUAUUUUAUUGUACGCCCCGUGUCUUCUUUUAGCUUAUUUAACGAACUUGAGUUAUGUUGAUACGUUUAUAAAUUUAUUUAUUUGUGGGGUAAUUCAAUUAGUACUUGGUUUUCCGUUUUUAUAUGGGAAUCCAGUGUCAUAUUUAAAGGGUAGUUUUGAUCUAGGUCGCGUUUUCGAACACAAAUGGACUGUAAACUACCGAUUCUUAUCAAGAGAAAUUUUCGAAAACAAACUAUUUCAUAUAGGAUUAUUGGUAUUACACGUAUCGUUGCUGUUAUUAUUUUUACCCCAUUUGAAAAAAUAUCUGAGUAGUUAUGCUAAAUUGAAUAUGGUCACUGGUGAAUUGAGACUGCAAAUUAUUAGAGAGAAAACAGAGGCUGAGAGACAAUCGAAAGAGGAAGAAAAGAAAAUGACUAAAAGUCAAAGAGCUUUCGUACGUUCUUUCGAAAAACAAUUAAAAGACAGCGGAAGAGUAAAAGAAGAAUCAGAAACUGUUAAAAUUGAAGAUAAACUAUCUAAAAUAGUUCAGUUAUUCGUAUUGCCUUUCUUCGUUGCUAAUUUAAUUGGCGUUGCUUGUGCCAGAUCGUUACACUAUCAAUUUUAUAGUUGGUAUUUUCAUAGUUUACCAUAUUUAGUAUUUUGUACUGAAUACAAUGUACCAUUAAAAUUUUUAUUGUUAGCUUUGAUAGAAUAUUGUUGGAAUGUAUAUCCAAGCACCGAUUUUUCAAGUGCUUUAUUACACUGUUGUCACAUUGUUUUGUUAUUUGGUGUUUAUAAAAAUAUGAGAAAAUAAAUUACUUAUUUUUUGA